AUGUCGGUGGCGGCGCUUCACACGAAUAGUGACACCUUCAAUCGCCGGCAGGCUCUCGAGCGCUCGAGCAUGCCGCCUCGUCGGUUCCUCGAUCGAGGUCUUGACCCGAUUCUGGCUGCAUCUCGCAAUACUGAACUGGUGCAACGAUUAAGAUUUUUCGUGGAUGCAUUCGGACGACCUGGGCAGGUUGCACUCCAUAGUUGGAUCUCGGUGUCGGAGGCAAAACGUACACAAGUCGGCCUGAUUGCCCUCUUUGGCGUCGUGUUCACGGUCUGGAACCUGAAGUCGGCCCGCACCUUGGCCGUCAAGUACCUCUGGCAAUCGCCGCUGCAGUCGAGGACUGUCACCUUGCUGACGUCUGUCUUUGCCCACAAGACCCUUUCUCACUUGGCAUUCAAUUCCGUUGCCCUUUUCACGAUUGGCUCGAGCUGCUCGGCAUGCUUCGAUCGAAUGGACUGUGCCUUACCUCGCUCAACUUCGAGAUAUGAGUACAUAGCGUUUUUCACAACUGGUGAGCCCCGCUUGCAACUGAGGCCCAAGCCGCGCUAACCAUGUGUGGGCAUGCCAGCGGGAAUAUUCGCAUCUCUUGCAUCACGGCUCUACUCUUUGACGUUUCUGCUUCGUCGAUCAUCAGUCCUGCUGCCCUCACUUGGAGCGAGUGGCGCAAUCUGGGGCUGUUUUGUGGUCACAGCACUGGCGUUCCCGCAGGUGAGUUCGUGAAGGUUGGCCUGUUAUCAAGCCUCAGAAUGCUGAUAGCGCUACUGUAUCUGCUAAGGCCUCUGUCGCUCUAAUAUUCAUGCCGUUUGUGCCAGUUCCAAUCGGCAGUGCUUGUUGCGCGAUGCUGGUCGUGGACGUUUUAGGCGUUAUUCGAGGAUGGCAGAUAUUCGAUCACGUCGCACACCUUGGAGGAGCCUUAUUCGGGCUGUUAUACUACGUCAAAGGGCACGCAUUAUUUGAGCAGCUUCGACAAUCUCUACUUGGCCCAUAG
This is a messenger RNA of Microbotryum saponariae, 988 nucleotides long. NCBI's taxonomy places the organism in Eukaryota, Fungi, Basidiomycota, Microbotryomycetes, Microbotryales, Microbotryaceae. The record is from the annotation of a GenBank genome assembly.